UCUGAGAAACUCAAACUCUUCUGUCUGGACCAUCAGCAGCCGGUGUGUGUCGUCUGCAGAGACUCAAAAACACACAACAACCACAGAUUCAGACCCAUCGAUGAAGCUGCACAGGAGUUCAAAGAAGAGCUGCAGAAAUCCUUGAAGCCCUUACAGGAGAAACUGAAGCUGUUCGAACAAGUGAAAGGAAACUGUGAUCAAACAGCAGAGCACAUUAAGAUCCAGGCUCAACGCACAGAGACGCAGAUUAAGGAGCAGUUUAGGAAGCUUCACCAGUUUCUACACGAGGAAGAGGAGGCCAGGAUCUCCGCUCUGAGGGAGGAGGAGCAGCAGAAGAGUCGGAGGAUGAAGGAGAAGCUGGAGGCUCUGAGCAGAGAGAUAGCAGCUCUUUCAGACACAGUCAGAGACACAGAGGACGAGCUGAGAGCAGAGGACAUCUCCUUCCUGCUCAACUACAAGGCUGCAGUGGACAGAGUCCAGCAGCGCCCCCUGCUGGAGGAUCCACAGCUGCUCUCAGGAGCUCUGAUAGACGAGGCCAAACACCUGGGAAACCUGUCCUUCAACAUCUGGAGCAAGAUGAAGAGGAUGGUCUCCUACAGUCCUGUGAUUCUGGACCCAAACUCUGCUCAUCCAAACCUUGUCCUGACUAACAAUCUGACCAGAUUGAGACGAAGACAGAGACAGAAGCUUCCUAAAAACCCAGAGAGGUUUGGAAACUUUUACUCUGUUCUGGGCUCCGAGGGUUUUAACUCUGGGACUCACAGCUGGGACGUUGAGGUUGGAGACAACACUUGCUGGUUUUUGGGUGUGGCAGCCGAGUCUGUCCAGAGGACAGGAUGGCUGAAAGCUGGAUUCUGGAGGAUAGGGUUCGAAGACGGUGAGUACUCAGUGCUCUCACUGCCAGGAUUACCCAUCAGUCUGAGUUUAACAAAGAAGCUCCAGAGGAUCAGAGUGAAUCUGGACUGGGACAGAGGACAGCUGUCGUUCUCUGAUCCUGAUACUAACACACACAUACACACCUUCACACACACUUUCUCUGAGAGACUGUUUCCAUACUUCAGCACUUAUUUUCAGCUCCCACUGAGGAUCAUACCAGUUAAGGUCUAGUCUAUGCCUGCUGUUAAUAGAAGUAGCGUGUUUAAUCCUUAGGGGGUCAGGUGGUCUCUCAGUCAUGU
Molecule: messenger RNA, 1175 nt
Organism: Plectropomus leopardus (leopard coralgrouper)
Lineage: Eukaryota; Metazoa; Chordata; Actinopteri; Perciformes; Serranidae
Source: RefSeq, a predicted model, not a curated record